Messenger RNA from Hyla sarda, 1965 nucleotides. Its product is annotated as ADP-ribosylation factor-like protein 3. The record is from RefSeq and is a predicted model, not a curated record. The transcript has 7 exons. Gene Ontology annotation, molecular function: GTP binding; GTPase activity. Gene Ontology annotation, biological process: cilium assembly. The coding region runs from base 1161 to 1733 and encodes 190 amino acids. Lineage: Eukaryota; Metazoa; Chordata; Amphibia; Anura; Hylidae. Gene Ontology annotation, cellular component: cytoplasm; microtubule cytoskeleton.
UUGACUGCCCUCCUUUACCCAGCCUUACACAACUGCCCUAGCCUCCGCCCACUAAAACCAAUCUUUGUGACAACUCUGACCCAUCCAUCAUUGUGUAUGUCCCCAAUGUGUAUGACAAUGUGUAUGACUGUACAGCCUGUUGCUUGCUCUUGGUGGCCAUAUGAACCACUGCCCAUGUUCUGCAGUUUUACUCUACAACAUUUUUCAUAGAGCACAUCACAUUUGUAUUGUAAGACCAAAAAAAAUCCACUUCUAGUAGAGACCUGCACACAACAUCUCCCAUCCAGGUAGGCUGCUGAUCUGGCCCCAUCAGCUCCAUCCAUACCCUAACUGCAUUAAAUGUAACAUUUUUCCCACAUUUCCCUAAAAUACUUGCUAGCCCUUAUUCUACUGUGAUGAGGCGCCAAGGUUUGUGGUGAGGCCGAAGUUGUAUGUAAGCUGAGGUACUAAGGUUGAAUAAUGAACAGUCACUAUAACAUGUGGGAUACUGGGCUGGCAGUGAUUUUGUUUGUGACACCAAGAGUGUGGUGGUAUUGUGGAUCUGUGGUGAUGAUGGUGGCUGUAGUACUGUGUGAACUCCACUUACUAUGACUCCAAUGAAGCAGUCAUCUGUAUCAGGGCACCAGGAAUUAAAUCCUCAAAUGCCAAGAUUUUGGAUAACCGUUGAAAUUUUACCUGUCCAUCCCUGUAACAGACAGAGGGACCUCAGUUGCUAGUCUGUCACAGAGAUAAGUGCAGAACAGAGGAUAACCUCUACCUUAAUCCAAAAGCUAUAGGGACCGUCAGCAAUGCUAUUUGUCCCUACAGCGCCACUUGAGUUGUGCAUCUAUCUCGGCAGUGGGAUCCAAUAGAGGACUUCGGCUAAGUCUGGAACAGGUUACUCAGUGUUGACCCCCAUUGAAGGUAUGAGGGUAGAAUGUUGAAUUGGGAUCUAAGUGAGGUAAGAGGAGAGCGACACAGGAGCCGGACUAAAUGACUGUUGGGAAUUUCUUCUUCCCUAUCCCAGACGGGUAGGGGGCAACAGAUGUGUGCUGUCCAUCGCUCUAACCAUAUGAGGAAAUCCACCUGCCAGAAUGCAACAAACACUGUGAACUGGGAAGAGUUUUCAUAGCUCAGACAACCUUCUUUACAGUAUUGCACUUGGCAAAGAAUGUAGCAUUAUGGUUGAAGUACAAAAGGGUUUGUUGUCACUGGCAGAAGAAUUAAGAAAAGUAGAAGAUCUGGAUGAAAAUGUGAUUAGAAUAGUAUUACUAGGGUUGGACAAUGCUGGCAAGACAACCAUAUUGACCAAGCUUGCUUUGGAGGACAUCAGUAAUAUUACUCCAACACAGGGUUUCAAUAUAAAAAGUGUCCAGUCUCAAGGUUUGAAGUUAUCAGUCUGGGACAUUGGCGGUCAGAGAACAAUUCGUGCCCACUGGAAGAAAUACCUUGGAAACACAGACUUGCUGAUCUAUGUGGUCGACAGCGCCGAUCGUAAACGAUUUGAGGAAACAGGUCAGGAGCUGGCAGAACUCAUAGAAGAGGACAGUCUACUUGGUGUUCCUCUUCUGGUGUUUGCCAACAAACAAGACUUACUGACUGCUGCUCCUGCUUCGGACAUUGCUGCUGGAUUGAACCUUCACACUUACCGGGACCGUACGUGGCAGAUCCAGGCUUGUUCUGCACUCUCAGGAGAAGGAAUCCAGGAUGGAAUGAACUGGAUAUGUAAAAACAUUGCUGCAAAGAAGAAAUGAAUUAUCCGGUCACAACAGAAAGUGACUAUAUUAAGAAACGACAUGAAUACAGGAUGAAUGUGUGCAUGUUAAAAUAAUAAAUAUGUGACUACAGUACAAUUGUACCUUAUAACAAAUAUAUUCUGUCCACACCAUUCAUCAGUGUCUGUACACGUGAGCUAAAAAGAUGGUUUAAAUCUUUAAGGGGUACUCCCUUUUUUUUUUUAAAUCAACUGGUGCCGGAAAGUUAAUA